AUCAUGAUUUUCGCUUCCGACAACUCGAAGUAACAUUUUCAUAAUGUUGUAUGUACUCCACUCUCUGAGACAUAAACAUUUACCCAUAAAUGAACCAGCGUAACCUUCCACUAGUUAUGUUGUUCCGGGCGGGAAUAGCGCUAUCAAAUGCAAUUUUACGCGCUAGCGGAUCCCUAUCAAGCCUAUCCGAUAGCCUGCGGCGCGAAGACGAAAAUCCCAUUUAAUAAUACAACAAAAUUCGCCUCGAAAUAUUUUAAACCAAGUCCAAAUUUACGAAUUCGACAAGUGAAGCUAUUAGACAUCGGAAAGGAUAAUGAAGGAUCUUCGACCUUGAGCCUGGUCAUCUCCCUUGACCAUGGUGGUCUCAAACAGCAAGAGUAAGGGGAGUGUCAAGUCAACCAUUCAAGACACUCCAAACGUUGACGUUCGCAUUCAGGACAUCCGUAUCGCAGAUGUAGACCAAAGUUCCAUGCCAAAUUCUACGAAUUCGCGCUCGUCGCACACAGUAAGCGCAUCCGCCGCACAGUCAGGCUCAUACUCAGUCAUAAACCGGUCACCAAUCUCAAAGCCAGCAGAUUGGACCCUAGAUCUCCCCGACUCCCAACAUGCACAAUUCUUCAGAAGCACAGAUUGGGCUGCAACUCCCCUUGGUCCAUUGGAGUCAUGGGGACUUGCACUUCGACUUCACACUUUUACGACGUUUUCGGAUUCGAGACCUGCGUGUUUAUACUGGUAUGAUGCAACGACGAAUCCUCUCUACCCAAAAUUGGACGCUCUGACAAUAUCACGCUAGGGGACAGCAUAGGGUGGCUAUAUACAACGAACAUUUUAUCACUAUGGCUGGCAAAACUCAUCCAACACUGAUGGGCAAAACUUUUGAAGUGGCAUUCCCAGAGAUCUGGGACGACAUAAGAGGCGUUUUCAUCUAUGCAGAGACUAGCAAGGUUACGGCGGACGUCAAUGAGAUACCUUUAAUGGUAGAAAGGAGUGGGUACAAAGAGGAGUCAUAUUUUACUGGAAGCUUCAAUCCCGUUCGACGCGAAGAUGGACGAGUUGGAGGCUUUUACAAUUCUGUAGGUUCGUAAUUGGUCCGCAAAUUUCACCGUCUUCCAAGCCCAAUUCUGUUCCUGAUUUCACUCCCCACUUCUCUCAUCACCGAAAUAUUCUUUCUCCUUGAGCGAAAUGAAUUGCAUGUUAAAGCACCUUUCAAGGCAUUUAAGCCUUAGGGAUAAUUGGAUUGUCAACUCUGUGUUGAAAUUUUGAAGAGCGUUCCAAGGUAUCUAAGUUCAAGGGGCAAUUUAGAUGUCGGAUCUUAGCUUAGAUAUUGAAGAAGGUACUUCAUUUCCAAUUCAGUAUGCGAUUCAUUUCGUAGGUCCUGGGUCUUUCAAUUCUGAAUUUAGCGUCACUCCGUUAUUUUUCUCCCGAAUUUUCUCCACCAUGAGCAGUUACUGAAGUCUGGAUGCAGUUGAAGUUACUACUCAAAAGCUUAACGAGAGAAGACUUUCAAUGUUGAGUUCGUUAGAAAUCCCCAUGGGGUUGCAACAAGGAACGCUUGCUAGUCACAUAAUGCCUCAUCUAAUGUCUAACCCGCUAGACAUUCCCAUGGCGAUGCUAUACCAGGUUGACGAACAAAGCCCUUCUGGGUCGACGGUUUAUUUGCGGGGUCAAAUUGGUUUCCCUGCUCACCAUCCCCUUGCUGUGGAGAAGGCAGAGCUCAGCAGCUGCCUUGCACUCUUCCCACUGUUGUGUGAGACAGGCAAUGAAAUCUCAACUCAUCCUGUCGACGAAAAGUUUACCGGAGUUGAAUGGCACGGUCACAAGGAUGAGUUGACUGGAAUUCACGAACCAUCAACAGAUUUUAGUAUACUUCCAAUCUCGACUGGUGAUCGUGUCUUUGGAUAUCUCAUACUUGGCGCGAACUCACGUCGGCCGAUUGACAAACACUAUAGUGAUUUUAUGAAAUCUAUCGCCUCUAGGGUCUCGUCGAUAGCAUCUGCUUUGGCUAGCGCUGAAGAAACAAAGCAAAGAGCCGACCGUCUAGAGAAGGAACUGGCCGAAAGUGAGAGACAAAUUAGAUACAUGGCGCAGAAUGCUCCGGUAGGUAUGUUACAAGUGUCGAGUGAGGGGAAAAUUCUCUGGGCAAACCACAUGUACUAUCAAAUUACCGGUCAUCCAGGACCCGAGACUGUGCCAUAUAAUUUUUCCUUCUUGGAUACGUUGGUUGAUGAGGAUAGGAGUCAACUUUUACAGUAUUGGCAACAGCUUCACGAAGGGGCAUCCCGUGUUGAGGUCACGUUGCGGCUCAAGCGUUUGUUUGUGCCACCGAAUGGGGUACCUGAUCACGCCUGUAUGCUAUCACUGGCAUUCCCAUAUGUCGUUGAUGGUAAGGUGCAAUCGAUUAUGGUUUGCUCCACGGAUAUUUCUGAACUCAAAUGGGCCGAAGCAUCAGAAGCAAGAAAUGCCGCGGAAGCACGGGCGGCAAAACGUCAACAAGAAGAAUUCAUUGACAUUGUCUCUCACGAGAUGCGAAAUCCACUUUCUGCUAUAUUCCAGUGUGCUGAUAUGAUCGCCAAUUCCUACAAGGAUGCAUCACAUAUGGAUGCCGCUGAAAUUUUGAAAAACAAUGUCGAAGCGGCAAAUACCAUAGCCAUGUGCGCUAGUCAUCAAAAACGCAUUGUGGAUGAUGUCCUAACACUUUCAAAACUCAAAUAUAUGCUACUGUCCAUAUCACCACGCCCUGCUCGCCCGGCAGCUCUUUUUGGGCAGCAAGUCGUCAAAAUGUUCGAAGCCGAUUUAUUGUCUCACGAAAUUUCAAUCAAAACACUAGCUCAACCUUCUUUCGCCUCAAGUAAUAUUGACUGGGUCUUAUUUGACUCUUCGCGUGUCACCCAAAUAUUGAUAAAUUUGUUGACUAACGCGAUAAAGUUCACCCGAGGGGAAGCAAAAAGGAAUAUCACCAUCACUUAUGGUGCCACGCUGACUGAGCCGGAGAAGAAUUUCGAUAAGGACUUUUACUGGGUACCUUGUGAUAGCAAAUUCGAAGACUUGACCCUCAAUCCUGAAUGGGGCUCCGGAGAACAAGUGUUCCUUACAUGCGCAGUCAUCGAUACGGGAGUUGGCAUGCAUGCCGAAGAAAUUCCUCGUCUCUUUACGCGUUUUGAACAAGCCAAUGCGAAAACCUCUAUAAAGUAUGGCGGAUCUGGUUUAGGCUUAUUCAUUUCUCAACAACUUGCCGAGAAGCAAGGCGGGAGGAUCGGUCUAUCUUCAGAAUUAGGCCGGGGAAGUACUUUCGGAUUUUAUGUCAAAGCCCGACGUAGUAUUGAGCCGUCAAACGAGACGCGGCCAGGUUUGACAUCUGCAUUGUCCGGAGGAUCUUCUUACGAUAAAUCGAAACCAAUGCAAGUUUUACUAGUCGAAGAUAACCUUGUUAACCAAAGACUAUUGAAAAAGCAAUUAAUAAGAGCCGGAUGCGUGGUAUACGUGGCCAACCAUGGGCUAGAGGCUCUAGAAAUAUUAAGACAGUGUUCCUGCUGGCAUGAGCCAGUGAAAGAUGCGAAAGGCUUGGAUAUUAUACUCAUGGAUUGGGAAAUGCCAGUGAUGGACGGCCUUACCUGUAGUCGUGAGAUUCGAGCUUUGCAACAGUCUGGAAAGAUCGUGAGACAUCUUGAAAUUAUUGCAAUUACUGCUAAUGCCCGAGAAGAGCAGGUCCAGCUAGCAUUGCACAACGGGAUUGUGAGUCUUUAAACGAUGAUCUGAAUUGAAACGUUUUGCUGAUAUGUGCUACAGAAUUUUGUUAUGUCGAAACCUUUUUUGGUCGCGGAUUUGCUUUCCAGAAUGGGAGAAAGACUCAGUGGGACAAAUGAUGGGACGACUUUUCAGUGAGCGAGUAAUUUCCAACGUCUUCCCAUACUGACAGGGAGUGCAUCACGAUCUGAUCAUUAAUCAUCCUGCCACGUUUUCGAUGGGCGUUUGGAUAUCUGCGAUUAUCAAAGUCAAUAUGAAUAAUCAAGAGCGGUGGCGGAGAGAUUUCGGUGAAGAGGCCGUGGCAUAUCUGCGCAGCUCCGUAUCAAAGCAAUGUCGUGAAUCUUCCGGUAGUUUUGGCAGGAGAAAUACCAUAAUAGAUGGAAAUUCAGUCAGCAUAAAGUCUAGGAUGGCAAUUUUGCAGCUCUCAUUCGAAGUGAUGGGUAAUCUAUUAGAUGAAGUAUUCGAAGUGGAUUACGCAAUAUGUGGAAUAUACGGAAUAUACGGCAAUAGGCAGGCAAAGCCAAGAGAUAGCUAAGAAUGAGGCUUGAGUCCCAGAAUAGGAAGCGGCUGCUCACGUCGCUCUUUCUCCUAUAUUCCGCCAAUCUGGUAAGGUUAGUUACUGAAGUAGAAAAAACGAAAAUUA
This is a messenger RNA of Sclerotinia trifoliorum, 4387 nucleotides long. NCBI's taxonomy places the organism in Eukaryota, Fungi, Ascomycota, Leotiomycetes, Helotiales, Sclerotiniaceae. The record is from the annotation of a GenBank genome assembly.